AUGCUCAUUCGAGUCGCUGGAGAGAAGAGGGUCGAUGUGCGACUGGUGGCCCCGCUAGUGUCAUCCAUUCACCAAAAUGCCGUUUUUAUACUAGUCACACCGACAAAACUGUACAAAUAUGAGGGAGAAAAUAGUAAUAUUCUUGAGAAGACGAAGGCUACACAAAUAUGUAUACAUAUUACGACCAAGUCGGAUUUGUUCUGUUCCGCAUCCAAAGCAGAAAAUGUAUCAGGAUCUCCAAGAGAUUUUCUGGCCCUGCUAAGUGGUGGUGAACCAGAUUUUGCCUUGCCACGAAACACAGUGGAGCCAUUUGAGAAUGUGAUUGCGAAGACAAAUCUUGUGCUACGAGUCACUGAUGACUAUAAACUUCAGUCCGUGGUGAAAGGCGAACAUCCUCGAUUCGCUCUCCUCCAGCCCAAGGAGGUAUGUUUUUGA
This is a messenger RNA of Cooperia oncophora, 435 nucleotides long. Lineage: Eukaryota; Metazoa; Nematoda; Chromadorea; Rhabditida; Trichostrongylidae. The record is from the annotation of a GenBank genome assembly.